This is a messenger RNA of Adineta steineri, 510 nucleotides long. The record is from the annotation of a GenBank genome assembly. Lineage: Eukaryota; Metazoa; Rotifera; Eurotatoria; Adinetida; Adinetidae.
AUGACCGAAUUAGAUUCUAUCAAAGCAAUACUACAUUCAAAGCAUAUUGAUUCAAGUCAUGUCAAGCCAUAUACUGGUCUUCGUAUCAAAAAAAGUGGUGAUAUAAUUUUAACGACACCAUCACUUGAAUCUUAUCGAAUUAAUAACGAUCCACUAUAUAAAUACAAAGGAAAUAUGUCUACUGAUUUACCAAAAGAAAUUGAUUAUCGUAUUUUAUCGUAUGAUUCACUUGAAAAUCAACGUUAUCAAUCACUUAAAAUGAAACAGCCGGUGCCCUAUCAAGUAACACGUAUUUUUCAAGAACGAUUUGGUUCCGUUGUUUCACCUCAUGUUGAUUCAUCAAAAAUAGUUCGUAUUUCAAAAGCACCAGGCUAUCGAUUACUUCGAGAUCAAAUUCCUAAUCAAGAUCGAACAAUGGUUUCACAACAUUUCAAUAAAAUAAGUCCAUUUGUUACAGAUCAUGGAAGUAAUCCACAAGCUAAUUCAUUAUUUCGACAAUCGAUGGUUUAG